This is a messenger RNA of Didymosphaeria variabile, 612 nucleotides long. RefSeq lists its product as uncharacterized. The record is from RefSeq and is a predicted model, not a curated record. The transcript has a single exon. Lineage: Eukaryota; Fungi; Ascomycota; Dothideomycetes; Pleosporales; Didymosphaeriaceae. The coding region runs from base 1 to 612 and encodes 203 amino acids.
AUGAUCAUCAUGUCAGAUACAAUUCUCAUGCCACCUGUGGCCUCCGGGUCUAUCAAGAUCGGACAGUUGCUCGUAGAUCCCCUGAGCCCCGAUGUCGACUCUUACCACAACGAAAACGAUGCCCUCCCGUUGAGAGUACCUACAACACAGACCGAGUUCGAAGAAACCAUCCAUUGUGACGAUGCGGGCCGGUUCAUUGGACGACAGUUUCACUCUUCGAAGGAGAACUCAGUCCUCGUCCAAGCCGAUCAAAUGUCUUAUACAACGCUAAGAGACCCUCUUUCGGCUUUUCGCUAUACUAGUCGACGAGCGUCCAGCCAAGCCUACCUACACCAGGCGGCUCUUCGACGGCAACCACUUUACUACGUUACUGCCAUCCAAACGCUGUCUAAUCCACGUUUCACGGAUGACUACCCUGGUAGCGCAACACCUCCAAGGCCUCAAAUUCGCCGUCAAGACUCGGGGAUAUCUCUCAAUGAGCAGGACGAUAACGUCAUCCUAGGGCUCGAGUUGAGAAAGGUAUACUGCCGUGUCGCCUCGCCGGAAGAGCCACAACGACCAAGCGACGUUGGCUAUGCAUAUAAAAACUACGCACUCCUGGGGGGAAGAUGA